AUGGCUACCGUCGUCGCACAGUCCCAUUUCAUCUUCGGUCUGCGGACAGGUGUGAGUAACAAUUUGUGUUUCUUCGACGAGCAAACUGUCGUCUUCCCCUCCGGAAACAACUGUGUGUGCUACAACAGCCUCCAAAGAUGUCAGAGGUUCAUUCCAGGCUCAGAGAAAAGCCAGGGCAUGCGUGCUCUGGCCAUCAGUGCCAACCGGCGUUACCUGGCGGUGUCUGAGUGUGGUGAGAAGGCCACCAUCACAGUGUUCGACCUGCAGCAUGAGCAGGGCAGAAAGAGAAAGGUUCUGACUGCAGGAGACAUGCUCGUUCAAGAGUUUGUAUGCAUGGCUUUCUCCCCUGAUUCCAAGUACCUAAUAGGCCAAACUGGUGGUCCAGAGUGGACGCUCAUCUUCUGGCUUUGGGAAAAACAGAAAGUCCUGGCAACAGUGAAGACCAGUAACUCAAAUAAUCCUGUUGCCCAGGUCAGCUUCAACCCUUACAACAACAUGCAGCUCUGUGUGAGUGGAACUGGUGUGUUCAAGCUCUUCCGCUACUCAGAGGGAGCUCUGAAACAGUGCAGCUUCCCAAAGGUGGAGUCCAUCAACUUCCUGUGUCAUACCUGGAUGACGGCGGAGCGUGUGAUCGCUGGGACAGACACGGGCAGGCUGCUGGUGUUUGAGUCUGGAGACCUGCGAAGAGAGAUUAACAUGGCUUCCAAGGCUGGGCAGGAGCAGUCUGACAGACAAGUGGAGAUGAUGAAGAUCAGAGACGCUGACAUGAAUGAAGGUCCCAAUGCGCCCCGCAUCACAGCCAUUCUGUCCUACUCCAAGGGCUUUGCAUGCUCUUUAGGGUCUGGCACGGUCUGUCUUUUUGAGAAGAACGAGGAGGACAGUUACAGAAGAGGCAGGGAGAUACGGAUCCCUCCAGACCCAUACAGCACUGACCCGACCCCGGCUGAGUGUCAGGAGAUUGACACCAUGUGCAUCAGUCCAGCCGAGGAGACUCUGGCCAUCAGCACAGACAGAGGGCAGCUGUACAGCCUCAGCCUGUCGUCUGUGGAGAUGAACAAGGAGGAACACGGACAUUUUGAGUUCCUGUCACAGUCCUUCCACUCCAAGUCCAUCACUGGUUUGUCUGUCUGCAUUCGAAAGCCCCUCGUGGCCACCAGCUCUCUGGACCACUCUGUCCGCAUCUGGAACUACGAAACAAAAGUGUUGGAGCUGUACAAGGAGUUCCAGGAGGAGGCGUACAGCGUGGCUCUGCACCCCACUGGCCUCUUCAUCCUGGUGGGCUUCUCAGACAAACUCAGGCUGAUGAACCUGCUUAUCGAUGAUAUCCGCACCUUCAAGGAGUUCACUGUGCGUGGCUGCAGAGAGUGUGCCUUUAGCCACGGUGGCCACAUGUUUGCAGCUGUCAAUGGAAACGUCAUCCACAUCUACUCCAUCACCUCUUUUGAGAACAUUCUCAAUCUAAAGGGUCAUAAUGGAAAGGUGCGCGGCAUUGAAUGGAGCCUGGAUGACAGCCGCUUGGUAUCGUGUGGGAUGGACGGUGCGGUGUAUGAGUGGAACACACAGACCGGAAAGCGGGAAUCUGAGAGUGUCCUCAAGUCCUGCAGCUACACAGGUGUCGCUUUCUCUUCAGACUGCAAGACCAUCCUGGCUGUGGGAACAGACCUCACUCUGAAGGAGAUCCAAGAUUGUCAGGUCCUGAAGGAAGUUCCUGCUGAUGAGGUAGCUCACGUCGCUGUGGCAGUGUCUCACUCUGGUAGGGUUGUCUUCACCGGGACUUCCAGCGGAACCAUCCGAGCCAUUAAAUACCCGUUACCCAUGCAGAAGGAAUGGAUCAUGUACCAGGCUCACUGUGGCCCCAUCACCAAGAUGGUGGUCACGUUUGACGAUCAGUUCCUGCUGACAGUGUCUGAAGACGGCUGCCUUUUGAUGUGGAAGAUCAUCGAUAAGGAGGGCCGAGGACUGAAGAGCAACAGGCAGAUCAUCCACACUGAAGAGAUCCUUGUCACCAAGUCAGACCUGGAAGAGAAGAACCAGAACAUGCUGGAGCUGAAGAUGCGUCUGGAGGAGCUGCAGAUGGAGAACGAGUACCAGCUCCGCCUGAAGGACAUGAACUACAACGAGAAGAUGAAGGACCUUUCUUACAAGUUUACCCAGCAAAUAGAAUCUCUGACUACAAUGCAACAGACCAUGAAGACAGAGAUGGAAAAGCAGGAACGUGAGCACCAGGAGAGUUUUGCAGAGGUCGCUGCCAAACACGCAAAAGAACUGAAGGAUUUAGAGUUGUCCUACAGCCAGAAACUGAUUGUGGAGCAUGAGAGGUACCAGGACCUUCAGCAUAAACAUCAGAAAAUGCAGGAGGACUAUGAGAAACAGCUUGAGGCAGCAGAGGAGAGCAGAACCCAGGCCCUGGAGGAGCAGACGCAGCUCUACGAGGCCAAGCUGCAGGAGAAAACUCAACUCCUGGCUCAGUGUCAGGAGGACACACAGCAGCAGAUAGUGGAGUUUAAAGAGAUCAUAAAGCAAGUAGAGGAAGAUGAGGAGAGGAAGAUGCAUGACCUCCAAAUCAAGUACGAGAAGAAACUGCACACUGAGAAAGAGACCAACACCAAUCUGAAAGGAGAAACUGGUAUCAUGACACAAAAGUUCUACAGUCUGCAGAGACAGAUCGACGAGAGGUGUGUGGAAAUAAACAAGCUGAAGCAGGAGCGGCAGAGGCUGCUGGGGUUGGUCCGCUCCCUGGAGAGCGACAUCGAGGACCUGAAGAGGCAGAUCUCCGGACACGAAAAGACCAACCAGGACAAGGAUAAGACCAUCUCCAGCUUGAAGAAGAAGAACCAGGAACUGGAGAAGUUGAAGUUUGUUCUGGAUUUCCAGUUGAACGAGUUGAAGAAACAGACUGAGCCUCAACAAGAUGACAUCAAUGAGAAGAAGGAGCGCAUCCAUCAGCUGCAGGAAGAGCUGGUGCAGAUUGACAAGAGCAACACUCAGCUGAAGUUCACCGUCUCUGACCUGAGGCUCAAACUGAGGACCAGAGAUAAGGAGAUGCACAAGGAGAUGCAGAAAGUGAAAGAUUUGGAGACGCAUCUUCAACGCCUCAAGUCAGACCUCCAUAACUGCGUGGGCCUCAUCCAGGAGCCAAGGAGACUGAAGGACGCUGUGCAGAUGAUCUACACACGCUAUGUAGCACAAUCUGAUGGGGUGGAGAAAAACAGCGUGGACGAAGAUAUUCAGAGGGCGUUCUGUCACCAGCGUGAUCACCUGGAGAAGACGGUUAAUAGUCUGAAGACGAGGCUGGCCAAAUCUGCUGAGGAGCAUGACAAAGUCUACGUCAAGAUCAUGAAGGAGAACGUGACUCUGAUUGCUGAAAUCAACGAUCUGCGGAAGGAGCUGCGCUCAGUGAGGACUCAGGUCAAAGAGUACAAAGGUCAGCUGGCCACACUCAAGAAGUCCAACAAAUCACGUCCUAACUCUGAGGAAGGACCCAAAAAGGAGCCCAAACAUGAAGACGUCCAUUAAGAAUUAAAAAAAACAAAACCAAAUCAGAGAGCAAAUCCACCCCCUGGACCAGGAGCACCGUAGACCAGCAGCGACACAUGCCGAGGAUCUCUUGCUGUAAGCCACCAACACCAGUUUCCAGAACUGAUAGUACAAAUAGUUUGUCUUAACACAAUUAAAACUCCUUAUUUUACCACAUAAUUACAAUGAAGACAUUAUGGUAGUAUAUGAAAUAGAUUUGUAAUGCCAUCGUUCUUGUCCUUGGACCAAUUAUUGAUUCACCAUGAACACCUAAUGUGACCUCCACCAGCAGCUUUAAGGACUGAAUCCUUUGGAGUCGUAUCACUGGACUGACAAAUACCUCAAAAACAUCAGACUGUACAUUGUAACUGCUUCCUCUAGGGGAACUUAAUCACAUCAUUCAAUUAUAAUGACAACAUGAAGAUUUAAAACUAUUACUUAUGAAUGUACAUUGAGUACACUGGAAAGCAUGUGUGAGUAUUAUCACCAUUUUGGGAUCCAUUUAAAUGAUGCAUAUCUAUUAUUUCUGAAAUUUUUUUUAAUGCAUGCUAUAGAGCUUUAGAUAUUUUUCUUAGUAUUCUAGGCAACCAUUAAUUUAUGUAUAGCAUAAAAAUAUAUAGGGAUUAGCCGGUAAACCAUGAUCUGAUCAACCAACAUUAUCUGUACCCAAAGUGGGAGGGGCUUAAACCAGAAGUUGGUGGGACUAACCAGAAGUUGUUCAUUUACAUUUGGAAAUGAUAUUGGUUGAUCAGAACUUGCUAUAUUUAUUAGAAAACUAUUUACAGAACAAGGUUUUUUUUAUUUGCUAUAUUUACAAGCACAGAAAUGAACACAUUUGACUCUGAUGGUACUACUCGCUCAACCCUAAACAACUGAAACCUGCUGCAUAAUCCAUGACAGCAUAUUUCUAAUCUAUACUAAUGUUUAUAGACUGCAUGUUACAUUGUGUGACUACUGCAGUUUAAAUUCAGACUGAAGAAGAGCCUAAAAUGCAUUCACCUUCAAACAAUUAUGGAAAUUAACACAGACCAUCAUAGUGUUGGAUUAUAAAACUACAAAAUAAGAGUAGUGGACCAAUGCAUUUAUAAAACACUGAACCAUGGUUAGUAAAAUGGGCUGCUGUGAUGGAAAGUUAAACAUGCAAAGCCACUGCUAUGGGCCUUUACAUAUAUUUUAAUUUGGGGAUGUAGAAGGAAAAGGAGUAAGAAAAAAAAUCUCUUGCAAACACAGCUAGAAACCAACCCUCUUUCUUCCUCAGCUGUUUGAAGAAAUUACAUUACAGAGCCUUUAAAAAAAAAAAAUAAAAGCAUUUCUGGUACAUUUUACAGAUUUGUCUUCAGUAGGAACCAGAGAGAGUGGAGCAGUGAGGCUAUGGAGGUUUGUGGAAGUGGGUUCAGUCAAGGCUGAUCAUAGAACAAAUGUGUGAUCUCUGGGCCACACUAGUGCAACAAUGUGAACAUAUAGCUACUGAACAGCAGAUGUGCUCAUUCUGAAAGCAGAGCUACACAAUGAGAUUAAACAAAAAUGGCGACAA
This is a messenger RNA of Dicentrarchus labrax (European seabass), 5050 nucleotides long. RefSeq names its product cilia and flagella associated protein 57 (gene cfap57). Bases 1 to 3516 code for a protein of 1171 amino acids. The transcript has 21 exons. Gene Ontology annotation, molecular function: protein binding. Lineage: Eukaryota; Metazoa; Chordata; Actinopteri; Moronidae. The record is from RefSeq and is a predicted model, not a curated record.